AGCUGCGUGCAAAACAGUUUUUUGAUUGAAAGUCCAGGAAUGUUUUUUCUAUCACGAACUACUUUUGUGGCAUUAUUUCUUAUUAUUAAAUAUUCCAUUUUUAAGGGAUUUCCUAAGUGACUUAGGGGUAUUACAAAACACACAUUUGGCAACAUUGAAACUGUCAAAAUAUUUUUCUUUCUCUUCUGUCAACUGUUGUGUUAGACAGGUUAUCAAAAAUGGCAAAACGCACCAAGAAGGUCGGAAUCACUGGCAAGUAUGGCACACGUUAUGGUGCCUCCCUGAGGAAAAUGGUUAAAAAAAUGGAAGUGACCCAACACGCUAAAUACACUUGCUCAUUUUGCGGCAAAGAUGCCAUGAAGCGUUCUUGUGUAGGCAUCUGGUCAUGCAAGCGCUGCAAGAGGACAGUAGCUGGUGGUGCGUGGGUGUUCUCCACUACCGCCGCCUCAUCCUGCAGAUCUGCCGUAAGGAGGUUGCGUGAAGUCAAGUAAACAUCUUAUAGUUAAGAAAUAAACAAAAACUUUAAAAUG
Molecule: messenger RNA, 530 nt
Organism: Manduca sexta (tobacco hornworm)
Lineage: Eukaryota; Metazoa; Arthropoda; Insecta; Lepidoptera; Sphingidae
Gene: RpL37A
Product: 60S ribosomal protein L37a
Biological process (GO): translation
Cellular component (GO): ribosome
Molecular function (GO): structural constituent of ribosome
Source: RefSeq, a predicted model, not a curated record